Wasmannia auropunctata (little fire ant) is the source of this 8259-nucleotide messenger RNA. It is a transcript of the gene Lrch, whose product is annotated as leucine-rich repeat and calponin homology domain-containing protein 1. The transcript has 13 exons. Lineage: Eukaryota; Metazoa; Arthropoda; Insecta; Hymenoptera; Formicidae. Gene Ontology annotation, molecular function: protein binding. Bases 92 to 2443 code for a protein of 783 amino acids. The record is from RefSeq and is a predicted model, not a curated record.
ACUGACUGCCGCCUCCGCUUCUCCGGUCGCAUCGCCGGGGCCGCGUUGCGUGCGGACCGCGCCGCGUGUGCCCGUGCCCGAAAAAUGUAAUAUGGCGAUGGUUGCGUCGAAUAUGAGCGGCCACAUACAGAAACAGCUCACCAGGAGCCUCGAGCGGAUCCUGGAGGAGGCGCAUCUGAGCGGCGAGCUCAAGCUAAGCGGCCGUAAGCUCAAAGACUUCCCGAAGGUCGGGAAGGCCGGCGCGGCGGCCAAGUACAAUCUGCAGGACACCGUGAUCGCCGACCUUUCGAAGAACCGUUUCAGUGAGUUACCGGAGGAAGUCACGGAAUUUCCAUUCCUCGAAAAGCUGCAUCUUUAUCAUAAUGCCAUAAGAAUAAUCCCGGAAACCGUCGUCAUGCUCCAAUCCCUGAACUACCUCGAUCUUAGUCGAAACCAAUUGACGUCGCUACCUCGAGAGAUAUGCAGGCUACCCCUUCAGACGUUGCUAGUCGCACACAACAGACUAGCAUCUCUGCCAGACGAGAUGGGCAGGAUGACAGCAUUGGCAGAACUGGACGCAGGUUGCAACGAAAUCACAAGUCUUCCACCUCGAAUGGGCGACCUUGCGCGACUCCGGUCUCUAGACCUGAGAAGCAACUUGCUGGUGCACCUGCCUAUAGAACUGACGUACCUGAGGCUCGUGAAGCUGGAUAUUAGCGGCAAUCGAAUAUCUGUGCUUCCAAACGAGAUGAGGAAGAUGAAGAGUUUGGUGGAUUUCAAACUGUCCGACAAUCCGUUGACCUCGCCGCCUGCCUCGCUAUGCAUUCGCGGGCGAACGCACAUUUUCAAGUACUUGGAGAGGCAGGCAGCGAAACACGAGAGGGCCAGGGGCGGUCGAACGCGGCGGGCACCUCUGGACGCGAGGGGUCACGCGACGCUGGACACGAGGUCACACCGGCGGCACAACGUCGACAGCGGUUACAGCACCAGCGACGGUGUCGACAAGCGUUGGUCCCAGGAAAUCCACAGCGCGGUACAUGACGGCGAAGUUCGUGGUUUAUGGCGGCAGGAAUGCUCACCGCUCUCGAUAACGCUACCGCACGAGGUAGGCGUGAACGGAUCCUGUAGCGGCACGUCGACGCCCAGCACGAUUUCACCCGGGGAGCACACGUCCCUGGAGGAUGAGUUGGGCAAGGCGAUGAUACUGCACGAUCAACUGGAAAAGAGGAGAUUGGAGAGGAGCACCUCGGAGAAUGGGGCGGACAUUAGGAGACCGAUGAUCUCCGGCCUUCAUCACACAUCGAUUACGCCACCGGGCCAUCUGGAGUCCACGCAUUUGACGAGUCAGUCGCAGCAGUUAUCGUCCGCGCAGCAAUCGGUACACCCGCUCCAAAGUGCAACGGGUCCCGCUGCGUUGGUGAACGGCGACGAUAAGAGGCCGUUCAAUCAUAUACAGACGUACAGGGAGUAUAAAGAAGCUCUGAAGCAGCAGAGAGCUAACGAAGGUCUAAGCGUGUACAGACCUCGCGAGCAAGUGACGCCUCCAGGCAACGAGACGCAAAACGAGACUGACAUGGGCAACAAUAAGGAAACGAUUGCUCUGACCGGCAAGCAAAUUUUCAACGAGGACAACGCGUUGAAGAGGCCCGUGCAGAAGGUUACCCCGUCGCGAAUAAACUACCAAACCACGCCGAUCAUCAACGGUAAUAAUUGCGAGUACAAGAACGGAAAAUAUCUCGAGCAACCUUACAAAAAGCCUAGCUCGCCGAUCAAAACUUCGAGUAGCAUCCUGUCCACGAACACGAGUCCAGCGCACGCGCCCAGAUUGGUAAAAACCGCUGUUGGUUACGUCGAAGGCAACAACAGUCCAAGUAGAAACGGCGGCAGUCCGAAAUCCCCGCGAUCCGUCACAUGGAACAGUAACGUGCCUGAAAAGUAUUCCUUUACUAUGAGGAGAGAGUUCGAACGUGCCAAAGAAGAGGCUGAUCUCAUCGAACAAUUACGAAGUCACAUAGAGACGAGAUUGAAGAUGGCAUUACCGGAGGACCUCGCACCAGCGUUAACGGACGGCGUUGUUCUCUGUCACCUGGCGAAUCACGUUAGACCGCGAUCGGUCGCUAGUAUACAUGUUCCUUCUCCCGCUGUACCUAAGCUGACAAUGGCACGAUGCAGGCGUAACGUUGACAAUUUCCUCGAGGCGUGUCGGAAGAUCGGCGUUGAUGAGGAGGUGUUAUUGGACGCGGACGCAAUCAUGGACGUGGGUUACAUGGACGCGUACGGGCUGGAGGCUCUGGCGCGUCUCGUCACCGCUCUUCUCCUUGCUCGCGAUGCGGGGGAGAGUGGCACCGAAGAGCCGGCCGCAGAUUCGCUUCGUACGAUUCAGGACCGCGUCCUGUCCGCGAUGCUUUUUGCGACAUUCCUAUCCGCCCUGGUUCUACUCUAUCUCUUCCCGAUCCCCGAUUAGUGAGACAGCGUUGAAAACGGGAAGCCGCCAGUGUGCUUGCCAAAUGAAGGAUCGACGAAUUAAGAAAUGGAAAAAAAAAGAGUGCCAGGACGGAAGCUACGAUAAGGCGACUCGAGACGGUGAUUCUCAAGAGUAUCCUCUGGUCUCCUUUUUGACUACUGGAAUUUCGUUUUUGAUACGAAGAGAAUUACCGUCUCGUUCGAACAACGGUACACGCGACACUUUCAAUGUUCGUUUUGCAAAUUGAUAUUUUUAGGGCUACAUAUUCGUGAUUCGAUUAUUUUCGUCGACUUUAUUUGUACUUAUGUUUGUUGAGGCCCAAGAAAGUGUCGUGUUGGAUCCGACUUCGAUGUCGAAGAUUUCCCAAAUGAUGUUCAGCAAAUCGCUUUGAACGAAGAAAAAAAAAUGUGCUUAAUAUUCGAUAGAUGUGGCGCGUUUCUCUUCUAAGAAGACAAACUAUAAAUGUCUAAAUGUUUUGCAUAGCACUACAGGGUCGUCGACAUCGAAGUACUCUGUAAUUUUUUAAAGUGUCUUUCGAAGAGGGUGCAGAUUGAAGGACGGUUUUGCCGUUGUCGCAGCUAGACGCUUUAAGGAAUACCAGAACACAUAUCUUUUGCCGCAUAUGAAAUCGCCGCUAGUCCUCACGAGGGGCAGAGUACUUAGCUUUCGAGAAUCUAUUCAUCACGAUAGUAGCUUUAACAAAAUUGUUCGCUUUUUUCGACCUGCGCUCGCGUAAAGUUUCCUCGCUCGAACACGCGAGCGGGGGAAUCUUGCGGUCAGCGGAGAAUUUUUGUAGGUAGUUUUUAAGUGUUAAUAGGCAGCUUGAUGAAACGUUUAGUCGGCUAAGUAUUAUGUAAGUCUGUAUCUUUUUUUUUUCUGAAGAAGCCUUCAUCGACAAUUGCAAGCGGGAAUAUCAACGAAAGUUCAGGUGAUAAUGUUCCCUGCAAAAACGCGCUGAAGUUUUAUUUUAUUCUAUCGUGUUCGUUCGUCUUCUCCGAGCUUAUACCGCGAAUUAACGUAAAAUCAAAGAGCGCAAUCAAAGUUGGAAGGCGCGCUCGCAUAUCACGUUUAAGUUAUCUGUGAAUGUACCUUACCAGAAUGAACCAGUUAUUAUAUCGCCGCUUCGUGCAAGUCGGCUGUCGUCGGCUAGACCGAUGAAAUGAAUAUUUUGAUAAAAAGAGAGAGAAAAAAAAGGAGAAUGAUCGAAAUCGAGAGUUGAUGUGCAAUACUAGUUCAAGAAUUGUGUAAGUCGUGUAUAUCCCGUUUGACUUUCCGAAUUCUCGGGAAGUAUUUUGCCUUGUAUACGAUGAAAGCCUCAGAAUCUCAAUUACUUACUGGUAUUGCGACAUCACUCUCUGCGUCUCUGGGUCCGCGAACCAGUCCCUCAGGAAGAGAAGAAAGAGCGAACGGAAGGAUAGCUACGAUGCCUAUGAUGAUGGCAAUAUUUUUUUAAGAUUCGACCAAUGAACCGCCUGAGACUCUUUCAGGAUUGGUGGGUCUGUGAUAGGUAGCCUGCGCGAGUGUUACGAGGAUUCACGAAAAGGUGCUAAGGGGAUCUCUUUCAGUUCGAGGAUUUUCUAUUUUGGUAAUGUAAGGUCUGACGGAGGCGUUUAAAGAUAUGAUACGGCGACAUUUAUAUUCAUCCCGUUAUAAGUUAGAAGCGAUGUUUCGCUUUCCUUAUUCAGUAAUUUCCUAAGUAGAUCGAUCGUCUUCUUUAUCGGUUAUCACAAGUAUCGGCACAAGGAAUAACGUUUCCGUUGCGAAAGAGAAGAAACAAGAUGAAGAACGCUCUUCGACAUUUUGUCGACCAAGCUGUUUAAUCGACGAAGUAUCGGUCGUAGUCUAAAAAAAAAAGAUACUGUAUUUUAGAUUAACGUUACUUUGAUCUCAGCGUUAACUUUGCUCGAGUUUUAAUGGAAAUUUCCUUUUGAAAGGAAUAUGAAUUUUGGAAUAUAAGAAUAUCAAAAGUGUAUUCUCCACCGAGAUUUCAUUAUCACGGUGAAACGUAAAGAUCAUACUAUACUAAUUAAUAGAGCGUAAUUAUUCGAUCUGAUUCUAAUUGUAUCGAAAUUUGAACUGACAAAAAUUGUAUUGACACACUUCAACUUUCUAACAUUAUAUCGACUUAAACUCUGAGCUCAGAGUUAUCUUUUGAAAUAGAAACAGCUAGUACGAAACAGCAAACAAUUGAGAUCAAAGUGACUACGAUGUACGACGGUAGAGACAUGGUGCCUGCUACCUGCCAAUUUAUUUUCAUAAAAACUCGAUAGGAACAUAGAGGGCAUAAUAUAUAUCGUCUAUAAUAUGUAAGCGUAUAACUUAUACUUUAAUGUUAAGAGAACAAAUCUUCAGAUUUGCAUAAGAUAGGAUCUCUGUCGGGGGAAAAAAACCAGAUACAAUAUUACAUCACACAUGAUUGACAAACAACGGGCUUCUCAGACAAUGAUUUUGAUACUAAUCGCCACCGUACUUAAGACAGUGCCAAAUUUUUCAAGUUCCAUCGAACGCGACAUUGCUUCGUUUUUCCGACAAGAUCCAAGAUCAUCCUAACGUGAAUUAAGUUACUUACGCUAAUCGUUACCGGGAGUACCGGAACGCUUGCGUUCUGGAAACUUUCGAUAACUGGAAUUUUCAAAGGUUCUUCGUAAAAAAAAAACGUAGGAUUUUUUUAAUGUGUUUCGUAAGUGGGCCUUUAUAACGGGCGACUACUUCGAGAGAGAGACUAUCAUACAAGCAUAAUAUUUAUACGUGUAUCGUCGCGAGUCGACACGCGCAUUAUUGUACGCAGCAUGCCAGUGUAUCUUUUUUUUUUUAAGGGGGUUGCUAGGGCGAGCCGUAUCUUCCACUGAUUUCUUGCGACUACUCGGGAUUCAGUCUGCGAAUCUUGCCGGGAGAUGCACAGUUUACGGGCGCCCGUAUACGCAUAAAUGGCAUUGCAUUUUCGCGUUUGCAGUCGAGUGGGUUUUGCACUUUCUAGUCUACAAUAGUAUCGCUAUUAGCUAUAAGUCGAAACUAUCUCCGUUCUAGUCAGAUUAUUUUCGCCUCUUGCACUUCAUUUCUUUCUCUGCGAUCGCAGCAAGCUUGCUGUUGACUUUCUGCUUGUUUCAUUUGCAACAAUUUUAUUUCGCAGCUGUUACUCAGACUGAACGCAAUAACCAGUUUAAUCAGUUUAGAGCAAUGUUGUUUGGAACGGCCGACGUUUAUUUUCUACAAGCUUUCUCAGUUUAUAUUUUAUUAGCAUUAUUUCUAUUUUGCAGUUAAUUUAUUUACACAAAAUAUAAUUAAUUAUUUAAACGGCUCCUUUCUUAUUGUUAGCCUUACUCGUUUAAAUACUAUUUCGCUGCAUUUAUUUAUUGAACAUUAAUAAUUAAAGAAAGGAGUUUGUUUUCUCUUUUACAUUUAUCUGUAAAAAAUAAAAUGAUCCACACACGUUGAUCUAAUAGUAUUAUAAAAAUAACGAUACGCGUGUCAAACAACAAUUAACAAUAGUAUCUGUAGUAAUCUCGUUAAAACAAAAAAUGAUGAGAAUGUCAGAAGCCUUGAACUGCAAUUGUCGACCGUAAGUUAAAUUGCGCCGUCAGUGGACAAAUUAUCAUCUCCGGGCGUUCCGAAUCUUAAACGCGUAUAAUUAGGCGGUCCGCUAAUAACUUCCGCGCUUACAUCCCAACGAGCGAAUCGUCCAUUACGGAAUAACGAACGAACGGCCGAACGAUGACAAGUCAUCAUCCGGAUAUAUUCCAUUACGUUUAAUCAUCGAUCAUUACGACGACGGGUGCUUAAUGAUCCUCCGCGGGGACGCGAAUACGAAUGGUCACGACGGCCACGUCACGUCAGUAUUAUUCUCAUUAGAAUUGGAAUGGGAGGUAUUGGAUAUAAUUAUUUUCAACUUUUAAGACUGGAUUCGAAUUUAGCGCAUAAUAACAUUUUUGUAUCGUCAGUUGCUUAACACAACGAUCCGCGAUUGAUCUACAUGAUUGCCCGAAUCUUCGAAUUUUCAAAAACGGGCCGGCACAAUGAUUUUGUAAUGAUGUUAUUAGUUAGUUAUUUAUAGAAAUUAUUGAGAGUGGUCAGUUAAAAAUUGAUCGUUAGAUUAAAUUCAACGUUUUAUAUGUGGAGCAAAAAAAAAUCUGUAUCGAACUUCAAUUAGAUCCAGUCGUACUAGUCGAUCUCGUAGAUCGUAGCAUUGAAAUUUCACCAAUAGCUUUCGCUUUCGCAAGAGGCUACAUCGUUAUUAUAAACAUAUUCACAAAACGAAGAGGAAAGAGAGUUACUUAAGAAGGGGGGAAAAAUCAUUCCGUUUGCGUUUAGCUUUAUGUAAUUGUAUAAUUUUUGUAAAGUACGCGAAGAGAGAAAGCUUAUAUAUAUGCAGAAAUAUAUAUAUAGAGAUAGAUAUAUUAUAUAUGAAAACAGAUAUAUAGUUCGUUGAAGCUAGUUCUUUUACGUCGUUUCUGAUCUUUUUUCUUUCUUUUUUUUCUUUUUUUUUACGUUAACGUUAACGUACGUAAGCCAAUUAAAUUAUUCGCUAGCUCGAUAAAUCCACUUGGUGCUUGGUGUACUUUCGUCCGUUGUUGUUUUCGUAAGUUUUUAAAGCUUCUCUUUGUCUAUUUAUAUACAUAUCUAUAUUUAUUCCGCGGCUUUGUACUUGCACGAUCGAUCGUACCUGCUCACCGAUUGUGAGCUUGAGACAAUAAUUUCUUUCUGAAUAGAUAUGUGGCCUAAGCGGAAUUAAGGAUCGACGAGCCCAGCACGAUCGGCUCGUUCCAGCUCGAUUUUCGCGUGGAAUGAAGCGUUCAGCAUUAAUCGAUUUUAGAAAAAAUCGCAUAUACGCACAAUGCAUUUAUUUGUCGUUUCGAUCAAAUCGGGUUUAAUUUCCGUCACAUUUAGAAAUCGUUCAUUAUCGUUUAUUGAUUACAAGAGAAAAAAAAACAUUUCUCAUAAAAGUAUUAGAUAUUUGCGAAGAUUAUUCUGAAGAAAAUUAUCGCAAAUCUUAUUUUAAAUACGUCCGCUCAUUUUUCUCGUAAACUUUUUGACCUUUUCGAUUUCGUCCUAUUAAGGACGAAAUUUGGAAUAAUUGUAUAUUUAUAUAUAAAAUAUAAAUGGGAUAUAUUUUGUUAAUUUAAUGAAUUAUUAAUUUGGAAAUUUAAAUAACUAAUCGAUAAUUAUUACUUAAUGACUGGUUUCGAAUUAAUACACAAAUUUUUGAUUAUAAAUUUACUCUUGCUGUAUUGUAGGACGAAUAAUAGUAAACGACAAUCCAAUGACGAUUCGAGAGUGAAUCGCAUUUUUAAGUGAAAUAUCAUACUUACCGUACUCAGGAAAUACGUGCGUUUAUUCGCCCAAUGCUGCCUAAUUUCAACGAGUGCAAUUAUUCGACCCGAUUCGAUCCGAAGCAUCGCCGUUCAACGAUUACGAUCGAGCCUGCCACCGCGACGUAUCUGCAGAUAUCGUAUCUCGCAAGUCUUUCGCAAAGUGUGUUUCGUUUUUCCUGUCUUUCAUAUUUAAUUUAUUUAUAAACCGUGUUAUAUACGAUACUCGUCCGCCAUCCCUGACGCUUCGUUAUUAGAGAGAGAAAGAGCGGUCCCAGCGGCGGGACGCGUAAAUGCGAAGGGACAAUCAUCGCAUCUCUCCCUCGAUUCCUUCGUCGAAUCGAUGGAUCAAGAACUGAAUUUCUUUAGUUGUCUCGCCGCUCGGACACCGCAGCGAUAUCAUUGACCUUGUUUUUCUCCUUUGAGGUAUACUCUGUAACGUUGAUUGUAUGGGUAAAAAACAUGAUUGUAAUACUAUAGCCAUUUAUAAUAAAAUAUCCUUUUCUUAAA